AUGCCUGUAGGGACUGUCAAUCCGCGCCGUCAUCAGAUUUCACGGAGGAGCGUGCUGGACAUUGCGUUUGUGCUGUGGUGCUACAGGAACCGCUAUCAGUUCUCCAUUUACAGUGUGAAUGGCUAUGGGUGCUACUGUGGGAAAGGGGGUGAUGGGGUGCCACUGGAUGACUUUGACAACUGCUGCUUCAAUCAUGACUGCUGCUAUGAGGAAGCCCUGCAGGCAUCCUGUGCCAAAGGCACCAAUGUCUACUUCAAGCCUAACUACUCCCUGUGCAAAAUGGGCAGGGCAGAGUGCCCCGAUGGCUCAGACCCCUGCUCCAGUGACCUCUGCCUCUGUGACAAGCAGUUUGGGGAGUGCCUGACUAUUGCUACCUAUCGAGAGGAGUACUCCAACUACCAGCAGAAGUUCUGCACUGAGCCCAAGAGGAAAUGCCCGCAAGAGGAGAAGAUUGACAUGGAAGGGGACACCAGAAGAUAG
Messenger RNA from Hemiscyllium ocellatum (epaulette shark), 480 nucleotides. RefSeq names its product basic phospholipase A2-like. NCBI's taxonomy places the organism in Eukaryota, Metazoa, Chordata, Chondrichthyes, Orectolobiformes, Hemiscylliidae. The transcript has a single exon. The record is from RefSeq and is a predicted model, not a curated record. Gene Ontology annotation, biological process: arachidonate secretion; lipid catabolic process; phospholipid metabolic process. Gene Ontology annotation, molecular function: calcium ion binding; phospholipid binding. The coding region runs from base 1 to 480 and encodes 159 amino acids.